CUAGUGAGUUGCACAAAGUUUGCUUUAAAUAAUUUGCUUUUCUUACAUUGUCAAUUGAUAGCGUACGGUUUAUUGAGGCUUACUCUGAUAAACUAGCCUUACUUACAGUAAAUUUCAGUGUUUAUUGUAGGUGUAUUUAACAUUUCUCAUAUUUAAGUGUACGGAAACUAAUCCUAAUGUUAUUUACCGUACUCGGAGCUAUUGCUCUCUUCCUGAGAGAAAGAAACAUCAGUACCACCGUCUCAGGUCAAGAUGAAACACUGGACCAUCAAGAAGAAGGACUGGUCACGGUACCACCACCUGUGACCAACACUGAUGGUCCAGAAAUCGGUGACUGGUGUGAAGAAUCAUCUUUGCAUCUGGAGGAACAGAUCGAUGUUCAGAUUGAGGAACCAUCACUGGAGGAACCUGUUGAUGGUCAGAGUGUGGAACAAUCACUGGUAGAGCCUGACAGUGUUCACGGUGAAGAACCAUCACUGAUAGAGCCUGACAGUGUUCACGGUGAAGAACCAUCACUGAUAGAGCCUGACAGUGUUCACGGUGAAGAACCAUCACUGGUAGAGCCUGACAGUGUUCACGGUGAAGAACCAUCACUGGUAGAGCCUGACAGUGUUCACGGUGAAGAACCAUCACUGGUAGAGCCUGACAGUGUUCACGGUGAAGAACCAUCACUGAUAGAGCCUGACAGUGUUCACGGUGAAGAACCAUCACUGAUAGAGCCUGACAGUGUUCACGGUGAAGAACAAUCACUGGUAGAGCCUGUCGAUGAUCACAGUGAGGACUCGGCCAGCUCCUCCAGCAGUAAUGAUGUUCCUCCAAACAUUUCCUACGCUGAGUCCAGCAGUAGUGAUGACUUCCCUCAAGAGUUUUCCUCAGCCGGAUUCAACUGUAGUAGUGAGCUCACUGCCAGCUCCUACAGCAGCUUCUUCUCUGCUGAGUCGGGCUGUGGUGAUGACCCCUCCACAGAUUUUCUGUCAGCUGAGUCGGGCUGUGGUGAUGACCCCUCCACAGAUUUUCUGUCAGCUGAGUCGGGCUGUGGUGAUGACCCCUCCACAGAUUUUCUGUCAGCUGAGUCGGGCUGUGGUGAUGACCCCUCCACAGAUUUUCUGUCAGCUGAGUCGGGCUGUGGUGAUGACCCCUCCACAGAUUUUCUGUCUGCUGAGUCCGGCUGUGGGGAUGACCCCCCUCCAAAUGUGGUCCCUGCUAAGCCUGGCUGUAGUAAUAUCAAAUCUCCAAAUGUGGUACCUGCUAAGCCUGGCAUUCAUUUCAAAUAUCCAAAUGUGGUACCUGCUAAACCCGGCUGUAGUACUACCAAAUCUCCAAAUGUGGUCCCUGCUAAGCCUGGCAUUCAUUUCAAAUAUCCAAAUGUGGUCCCUGCUAAGCCCGGCUGUAGUAAUAUCAAAUCUCCAAAUGUGGUCCCUGCUAAGCCCGGCUGUAGUACUACCAAAUCUCCAAAUCCCGGCGUUCAUUUCAAAUCUCCAAAUGUGGUACCUGCUAAGCCCGGCUGUAAAGAUGUCGCUAAAGGUGCAACCUGUAAGACAAAGGACGCUGAUCCACCUCAGCCAAUGAAGCAGAAGGAUAAAGACACAAACAUCAUUGAGAUCAAAACAAGGAGCUAUAAAAUUGGAGCUAAGCUGGGCAAAGGAGGCUUUGGAACUGUUUUCGAAGGAACCCGUUUACAAGAUGGCCAACAUGUUGCAGUGAAAAUUGCCACGUUCGAGGUCAAGCGAUUCAUCCGUGUUGAUGGAUUUGACCAGCCACUUCCAGCGGAGAUCGCUCUGCACUUUCUUGCCAAUAAAGGCAUUAGGGUUAAAGAAAUUAUUAAGCUUCUGGAAUGGAAGGUGGAGGCCGAUCGCUACAUUAUGAUCCUAGAGCGGCCCAUAACCUUUAUGAGCUUAGAUGAAUAUUUAAAAAACCACAGUGGAAACAUCGGAGAGGACUUGUUACGGAAAAUCAUGUUCCAGACAACAACCGCAGCUCACGCGUGCUGCAAACGCAAUGUGUUUCACCGCGAUAUCAAGCCUGACAACUUGCUGUUUAGCCCACUGACCUUUGAAGUCAAAUUGAUUGACUUCGGGUGUGGUGAACUCCUAACUGAAGGCUUCUACUCUGACUAUUGGGGCACAUUAAAGUACUGCCCUCCAGAGUUUAGAAAGACUGGCAUAUACUACGGCGAGCCAGCGACAGUGUGGUCACUCGGGAUUCUCCAGUAUUUCCUAAUAAUGCAGCGAUUUCAUCACCGGUUGUCUGCAGAUUACCUACAGCAAUCGGCUAAAGCUGCAUACACUCCGUGUCCAUGCCUGGUUUGAGGUAAUGAAUAGAUUUUGAUGUCAGUGAAAUUAAACAGUCAUGAGCUGAGUUUCCAUCCUAAUGUGAAGCACAUCUUCUCAAAGUGCACUAAAUAUAUAUAUUUAGUAUUUAUAAAUGCGGAUUAUGUGCUAAUGAUUUCCAUCAAGUUGGUCGAGCAGCUGAUCUGUAGUAUUGGUAACCUCAUAACCAACAGUAAACAAGUGUAAUUGAGAAAUGU
Molecule: messenger RNA, 2527 nt
Organism: Danio rerio (zebrafish)
Lineage: Eukaryota; Metazoa; Chordata; Actinopteri; Cypriniformes; Danionidae
Source: RefSeq, a predicted model, not a curated record